AUGACUUUAGAAUUUCUUGUGGUUCCUAACACUGUGAAACGGGUGGGUAUUGAAACCUACAUCAAAUUGCUAAAGAAACACAAGAUCGAAUCAAACGAGGAAAACCCUGUUGACGCAGACAACAGGAUGGAGACAGAGGAGAUCGAGGAGGACAAACCAACAAUAGAACAGCACGAUGUGCCAGCUGAACAGCGUACUGCAGUGUCUUCGACAAUUCCAGAACAAGCAACUGCACUCAACUCCUCUUUUGACCUCCUUGUUUCUAAUCUUUCAGGGAUGAACAUUUCUGGAAACUCCUCUAUUGGCUCACCAAGUCCAAUCUUUGGAACCACAAGCUAUGGAUCUCAUAGUUUCUCCUCUCCUUGUGGCUUCGGUUCCCCACCAACAAGAACCAGGCCCAGCUACCCUAUCCACAAUUGCCUGUUUCCACCGCUUCAACUUUUGCUUCAGACCUCCUUCUCGAAAGAUCGUAAGAUCGUGUUUCCCUCCCUUAUGCGGCCCACUGAUCCAGGCACACUGCGGCUCAAGAAGGGACAUCGCGACCUCAUAUUUCACAGCCCCAUGAUUGAACUUGUGUGA
Molecule: messenger RNA, 579 nt
Organism: Cylindrotheca closterium
Lineage: Eukaryota; Bacillariophyta; Bacillariophyceae; Bacillariales; Bacillariaceae
Source: the annotation of a GenBank genome assembly